Molecule: messenger RNA, 1264 nt
Organism: Phragmites australis (common reed)
Lineage: Eukaryota; Viridiplantae; Streptophyta; Magnoliopsida; Poales; Poaceae
Product: mitogen-activated protein kinase kinase 9-like
Exons: 1
Coding region: 77-1150 (357 amino acids)
Biological process (GO): protein phosphorylation
Cellular component (GO): cytoplasm
Molecular function (GO): protein serine/threonine kinase activity; ATP binding
Source: RefSeq, a predicted model, not a curated record
GCCUUCGCUUCGCUGUUUCGUGCACUCGCAUAGAGGCGGCCGUAGUCUGCCCGUCCGUCCGGCAACCUAGCGCCCGAUGGCUCGCCCGGUCUUCCCGGCCGCGCCUCACGAGAUGUUCCGCCGGGUCCCCACCGCUCCGCACCAGAUGAUGAGGACGCCAUCGCCGGCGCCAGAUCAGGAGCAGCGGCUGUCGGCCGCGCCUCACGAAAUGUUCCGCAGGGUCCCUGCCGCUCCGCACCAGAUGAUGAGGGCGCCAUCGCCGGCGCCAGAUGAGGAGCUGCGGCUGUUGGACCUCGAGAGGAUCGACGACCUCGGCGAGGGCGGAUUCGCCACGGUAACCAAGGUGCGGCACCGCCGCACUGGUGCGGUGUUCGCGCUCAAGGUGGCGUUCUACCCGGACCCCGACGCGGAUGAGGAGGCCGAGGUGCUCCGCCGCACCGCCGGAUCGCCGCACAUCGUGCGCUACCACGCCCUGCUCCGCGAGCGCGGCGGCGAGCUCGCAUGCGUGCUCGAGCUCAUGGACGCCGGCUCGCUCUGCGCCGUCCUCCGCCGGCGUGGGGAACGGGGACUCCAGGAGCCGGCGCUCGCUGAGGUGACCGCGCAGGGCCUCGUGGGUCUGGCCCAACUCCACUCCCGCGGCGUCGCGCACCUCGACGUGAAGCCGGACAACCUCCUCGCCAACGCACGCGGUGAAGUCAAGAUCGGCGACUUUAACACCUCCAAGAUCCUCUACGGCGCAGGCGGCGAGCGUCUCCUGGUCUCCAUCGCGGUCGGCACUGGCGCCUACUUCAGCCCCGAGCGGUUCGCGCGCAAUGCCCACGCCGGGCCGCACGGCGCUAUGGCCGCCGACGUCUGGGGCCUCGGCGUCACCGUCCUGGAGCUGUUCUUGAGGCGGCGCCCCGUCCUGCCCGCAGUAGAGACACCGUCCUAUGAGGAGCUGAAGCAGGUGAUCUGCCACGGGGAGCCACCGUCUGUGCCGGAGGAUGCAGAGGCGUCGUCGGAGCUGCGCGGGUUCGUGGCCGCGUGCCUGCAGAAGGAUCCGAGGCGGCGCGCUACGGUGGCGCAGCUGCUCGGGCACCCGUUCGUCAUGCGCCGCGACGUCACGGCUUCGAGCAGCGCGCUGCGGGAGCUCAUCGUGGCGACCCUGUAGGGAAAUGACAUGGAGAAGCAGUCGAUCUGUGCAAUUGGAUUCUUGAGAUUAAUUGUGCUUCUUCCCUGAUUGGUUGUAGUUUAGAAUGCAAUUGUAUAGUAUCUCUGGUGUUCA